Molecule: messenger RNA, 1850 nt
Organism: Ceratina calcarata
Lineage: Eukaryota; Metazoa; Arthropoda; Insecta; Hymenoptera; Apidae
Product: sorting and assembly machinery component 50 homolog
Exons: 8
Coding region: 204-1664 (486 amino acids)
Biological process (GO): mitochondrial respiratory chain complex assembly; protein insertion into mitochondrial outer membrane
Cellular component (GO): outer membrane
Source: RefSeq, a predicted model, not a curated record
AUUACAGAGGGCGAUAUCGUACGACCGGUGUUGUUAGGAAAUGCCGCACUCCUCAUACUCAGUCAUUCCGAACAUUUGAUUUAAAAAAAUUUUCAUUAUCUUUUUUUGUCAAGCGUUAAAAAACAAAGCCUGGGCUAAAUUCAGCGGAAUAUUUUAAUGUGACUGCUUAAAAGAAAAUACGAAAAUUAUUCUUGUAAAACGAAAUGGGAACUGUUCACGCAAAGGAAUCGAAUAUGUUUAGAAAUAUUAAUGAGACUUCGAACGAAACUAAUGAAAGACAAAAUUUAAAAAAGGAUGAUCCUUCUUCAUAUAAAAAGACAAAUUUUUUUGAGAAAACAAAAGAAAAGCCCAUUGAUCUUCAUUCAGUAAGGGCAAGAGUUGAUAAGAUACACGUAGAUGGGCUUAUAAGGACAAAGGAUGACAUAGUGAAAGCUCAAGUAACGGAGCUUUUUAAAGCACAAGACUUUUACGAUGUUAUAUUGCGUGCCUACAAAGUUAGAGAAAAGCUGCAAGGUUUAGGAUGUUUUGGGAAUGUUGGAAUUUUCAUUGAUACCAGCCAAGGUCCUCAUGCCACCCCAGAAGGCGUUGAAGUGACUUUUACCGUGCGCGAGAUGAGGCGGCUAACCGGUGGAAUUAGUACUAUGGUUGGAAACAAUGAAGGUUCAGUGAUAGUUCAAGCGAGAGCACCUAAUUUAUUUGGAAGAGGAGAACGGCUUCAGAUGGAAUAUUCUUAUGGUUCAAAAAGUUCGACUAACAUAAGUGUAUCUGCUGUCAAACCAUUUGUAGAUAAUUGGCUACAUACAGUAUUAACUGCCAGCGUGUUUAACACGUCGAAUAGAUUUCCAUGGUCUGGUUUUAAUCAAUGCGACAAAGGUUUCUUAUUAGACUUCGCGCUGAAUCCGGACGGGACGGGUAUAUUGAAGCACAAUUUACAAUACGAAGCGACGUACAGGGAUAUAAUCUGCGCGAAGCAAGCAUCAUUUCUCGUUCGGGAACAAUGUGGUCCAAAUUUGAAGUCCGCGUUGCGACACAUAUGUUCGAUAGAUAAAAGAGACUCGUUAAUAUUCCCCACCAUGGGAAGCCUGAUACAGUUCUCGACGGAAGUGGCCGGUCUCGGCGGAGAUAUGGGGUUCGUGAAAAACGAGCUGACGAUGCAAACCAAUUGGACUCCGCACGAAUGCCUUACCUUCCAGCUGGGUUUCCAAUCUGGAUUACUUCGCGGGAUUACUAACGACAUGAAAAUAAAUAUCGCUGAUCGAUUCUUCUUGGGCGGGCCACUGAAUCUCAGAGGGUUCGAUAUGAGAGGCUGCGGGCCUCACCACGAGGGCACUUCUUUGGGCGGCGAUGCGUAUUGGGCGGUCGCGCUUCAUUUGUACACACCACUGCCAUUCAGACCAGGUCGUAAUGGGUUCGGUGAUCUGUUCAAGCUACAUGGCUUUAUCAACGGCGGAAACGUAACGAAUUUUAGCUUUAAAUUUGCGAAUGACUACAAGGAAAACAUGAAAAUUUUUACGGAGAACGUUCGUUGCGCGGUUGGCGGAGGUAUCGCGAUGAAACUCGGGAACAUAGCUAGAGUCGAAUUAAACUUAAUUAUGCCGUUGUUAUUCCUCCAGAGAGACGUACUACAACAGUUCCAGUUCGGUAUCGGGUUGCAGUACUUAUAAAUAAUUCCUGUUUUUUUUUUGGGGUAGUAAAUUAUGUACCUUGUAUUAUUUUUAUGUGCGCAUUUAAUGUAAAAUAAAUUACGAUUAUAAAUUUGUUAUUCUUACGAACGUACAGUUUAAUGCCGUUGAACAUACAUAAUUAACGAGGGUAAGAAAGGUUUUCAAUAAAUGAUGCCAUAGAUUUAA